AUGGUACUUGAUAUAGAACCCAAACAAGAGCUUAACGACCUUCAAGAAUCACUUGUCAACUUAGGACAAGACUUAUGGAAAACUUACGCAAAUCUUGGAUCAAUUGCGCAAUACUGCAAGUUAGAACGGAAUAUGAGAUACAUGUGCGAAAGACUUGGAUUAAUGGUAACCAUGUAUGGCCUUAAAAAGAAAAUUGAUUAUAAAUUGGAGGAUCCUGAAUUAGAAACUAACUUUACUAUCACCGAAUUUAUUCCACGAAGUAUUAAAUAUAGGAGUCAGGAACCAUUAUCUUCUCAUUUGACAUUUGAAACUUUACGAGGCUCAUUACACUGUAGAUUGCGUAAAAAAGAUUUCUCAGAAGAGAUUGUCAAUGACGGUUGUACUGAAGUAACUGUUAAAGCACUUAUUGAUCCCAAAUUCUUUCAUGGAAGCAUUAGUAAGACGCUUGCCAAAAAAAUGGAUUUAUAUAUUUCUAGAGAAUAUGGGUCAAGAUAUCCUGCAGUAAGAGACCUUGGCAUUGGCGCAACAAAUGCUGGCAAGAAGGGGAUGGAUACAGCAAAUUUUGUAGUUAUUGACAAAUCUGAAUAUGAUUUGGUUUUAGGAAGUGUAUGGCUAAUGCAUACAGGAUAUGCUGUUGACAGAGAUCAAAACCCACCAUGGUACAUUAAUAAACCUAAAGAGAUCGAAGACAAGAAAGGGAAAAAAGUCGAUAUCGUUAGUCAUUUGUCUUCAGUUGAACUAGAUCUCGAAGUAUCCAUGGAACAAGAUGAUAAGCUGAUUCCGGAGGAAUCAUUAGAUAAAAAUCAAAUUGUAGAACAGGGUCUAAUACAAGAACUGUGUGGUACUUUUGGCGCCUGUUCAUCCAUAUCCACUGAAAACAAUGUCAGCUCUACAGAUACUAAUUCCUCUUGCAAAGGAUCAGAGAAUAUGAUUUCGGAUGAAGUAAUCCCGAAAACCGUUCCCUCAGGGAACGAUCAAAAUCAUGUGACUUCAAAAACUAUUCAAACUAAUGUAUUUACCAAAUUUGAGGUAAGCGUCCCUACCACACCUGUUCCUUCAACCCAUGUCUCUAAUUCUUCAAGUAAGACGAAUCCGGACAAUAUUUCCAUAACUGAGGUAACCAAUCCGCUCAAAGCUGAGGACGAUUUGCCCAAAUCUCCAGUAAGUAUACCAUCCACAUCUUCCAUAGAGCGUUUUCCUUAUCUAUCCUUGGAGUAUAGUGAGAGUUAUGGCGAUAGAUUUAUGUUUAAUAGUUCAGUACCUUGUCCCAUGUGUAAUAAAGAUCAUGAAGGCGAAAAUUUAAAGGGUGAAUGGGGUUCUGGUAUAUAUAUUGGAGAACGAGCUUAUUACCUUGAAUGCAGGAAAGCUUUUAAUAGUGGAAUUCCAAUAGUUCACAUGAGUGUCUUAGAGAGUGGAUCACCGCCCGGGGUCGAAGGCUAA
This is a messenger RNA of Funneliformis mosseae, 1440 nucleotides long. NCBI's taxonomy places the organism in Eukaryota, Fungi, Glomeromycota, Glomeromycetes, Glomerales, Glomeraceae. The record is from the annotation of a GenBank genome assembly.